Molecule: messenger RNA, 1753 nt
Organism: Sciurus carolinensis (gray squirrel)
Lineage: Eukaryota; Metazoa; Chordata; Mammalia; Rodentia; Sciuridae
Product: sphingomyelin phosphodiesterase 5-like
Exons: 7
Coding region: 1-1419 (472 amino acids)
Biological process (GO): sphingomyelin metabolic process
Cellular component (GO): cytoplasm
Molecular function (GO): sphingomyelin phosphodiesterase activity
Source: RefSeq, a predicted model, not a curated record
AUGCAAUCCCAGUCCGACUGGCCCCCGGUGCCCGACGACACCCUGCGGGCUUCGCCCUUCGCGUAUCCUGUACUGCACGCCCUCCAUAGCAUGGCCCGCGUGCUGCUCUUCCCGACCUACUGGGCUCUAGACCAGUUGAUUGGCUGCUGGGCACCAACAGCGCGCCCCAACAAGCUGAAAGCAGUAGCUGUCGGCGGGGUGGCGCUGCUGCUACUCCUGCUGGUCGGCCUGCCGCUGGCGCUGCCCGGCUUGCUGCUCUGGCUGCCACUGCAAGCCUGCCGGCGCCCCUUCUGCUACCAGCCCCCUCCUCCAUGCUGGGUGCCGCCCACGCCCUGGCGCCCGUGUGCUGAGUUUGCGCGCUGCUUUGUCUUCCUCACUGCCAACCUGUGCCUGCUCCCCGACGGGCUGGCGCGUUUCAGCAACCUGCCGCACAGCCAGCAACGCGCCGAGGCCAUUGGCACUGCUCUGCUAAACGGCCUACGACCCUCGCUCUACGGAGCUACCGGCUGCGGCCCGCAGAGGCCUGGGACGCCAGGCGGGGUGUUGAUGGCCCAAAUGCCCGCGGCGCUGGACUUUGUGUGCCUGCAGGAGGUGUUCGAUAUCCGCGCAGCUCAACGCCUGGUGCGUCGCCUUGCUCCGAAUCUGGGCCCAGUGCUAUACGACGUGGGCACACUUGGCCUACAACCUGGGCCAUACUUAAAACUGCUGGGCAGCGGGCUCCUGCUGGCUUCGCGCUACCCGCUUUUGCGUGCCACCUUCCAUUGUUUCCCCAAUGCGCGGGGCGAGGAUGCAUUUGCCUCCAAAGGUCUACUGUCCGCUCAGGCGCAACUGGGCAUCCUGGACGGGCAACGCGUGGUGGGAUUCCUGCAUUGCACACACUUGCAUGCACCCACUGAGGAUGGGCUCUUGCGCUACAAACAGCUGACGCUGCUGCUGGACUGGGCAGAGCAGUUUGAGGCCGAGAGCCGCCAGAGUGGAGAGGCUGUGGCCUUCAGCGUACUUCUGGGUGACUUAAAUUUUGACAAUUGCUCAAAAGACCAUGCACAGGAGCAGGGGCACAAACUCUUCCGCUGUUUCCGGGACCCCUGCCGGCUGAGCACACGCCAGGAUCAGCCUUGGGCCCUGGGAACUAUCCUGAGCACUUCCACCCUCCACCAAUCAGUAGCUAGCUCCCCGGAGAUGCUGCGGAGGGCCUUGGAGCAGGAGAAAGGGCGUCACCUCUACCUGGCAGGCCCUCCCCUCGGAGGCCGCCGGACUAACCCCUGGCAGGGACGGCGCCUGGAUUAUAUCACCUACCGGGGAGUGCCUGGGAGCCUGCUGAGUCCAGAAGUGGAACAGGUGAUGUUCAGUACUGCCCUGGCGGGGCUCACGGACCACCUGACCGUGGGCCUGCAGCUCCGAGUUUCCGUACUCUCCUGACCUGGCACAAAGGAUGCUGCCGGCAACAGAUCACGAGGCAGAGCAGGAGUGUGGCCUGACAGCCGUGUCCCACAACUGGGCGAUGUAAGGGAUCUUUAUUGUGGGGCCCCUCACACAGCCUCCUGGGCCCGGCGGUAUUCAUAGACACUACCCCGCUCUGGGAAGGCAGGGGAUUGUGGGGGCGAGCCCUGCAAUGGUGGGGCGUCCUCCGGGUUCCCGUAGCCGCCACCUCCAGGCGUAUGAAGGCAGAACACAUCCUGUGGAGAGGGGCAGGUUCAGUGCAGGCUUGGUGCCUCCCCAGCUCAGGAAGCAUUCCCAUCUUUCCCUCUGGACC